GAGGCUAGCUAAUCGGCUAGCUAGCUCGUAGACUUAUUUACUUACUGUAACUGUUAACGGGUUCAAACAGAAAGCCUCCUCAUGGCGUUAAUCCUGUUUACGAGGUCUCGGGCGCCUCUAAUGAAAACAUCCAGGUCAUUAAAGAACGAAUUCAGGAAAGGGAAACUACAAGAUGGCGCCUGUUUCAACUGCACAGCGCUCAGACUCUCCAGUCAAAAACUUGAUGGCCUCAGACUCGGCAGUCCCGUCUCUUCGUUCGGCCCUUCCCACCCCUUAUCAGACGGCUUCAUCGGCCCCAGCCCGGGCGCAGACUCACAGCGGCUCUACUGCGCGUUUGUGCCAGGGGCCUCUUCUUCACCUUACCCUGCAAUCACAACGGGCCCCCAGUGGACGAUAGUGCGACCACAGGACAUCGCCGGCGUUCGGCGGAUACACACCUCCAGGAGAAGACUGGACGAUUCCAAGGUGGAGAAGUCGCUGCAGGCGUUAAAGGAGAAGAAGAAGAAGCUGGAGGAAGGGGGGCCUGUGUACAGCCCGACGCUGGAUGCAGCGCCUGUGAGAAGGACGCUCAGGCAGUGGGUUAAAGAUGAAAUUAAGCACUACUAUCACGGCUUCAGGCUGCUGUGGAUUGAUACCACUAUCGCUGGGAGAAUGCUGUGGAGGGUGCUGAACGGACACCCGCUGUCCCGCCGCGAGAGGAGACAGUUCCUCCGAACGUGUGCAGACGUCUUCAGACUCCUCCCCUUCCUCGUGUUCAUCAUCGUUCCCUUCAUGGAGUUCCUGCUUCCUGUGGCUCUGAAACUCUUUCCCAACAUGCUGCCGUCCACAUUCGAGACGCAGUCCAAGAAGGAGGAGAGGUUGAAAACGGAGCUGAGGGUCAAACUGGAGAUGGCCAAGUUCUUGCAGGACACCAUCGAGGAGAUCGCUCUGCGGAACAAAGCCGCCCAGGGAAACGUGACGGAGGAGUUCUCCACCUUUUUUCAGAAGAUCCGGGACUCCGGGGAGCGUCCGAGUAACGAGCAGAUCAUAAAGUUCUCCAAACUGUUCGAGGACGAGCUGACGUUGGACAACCUGACCCGACCUCAGCUGGUGGCUCUCUGCCGUCUCCUGGAGCUCCAGUCCAUCGGGACCAACAACUUCCUCCGCUUCCAGCUCAUCAUGAAGCUGAGGGCGAUCCGAGCGGAUGACAAGCUGAUUGCAGAAGAAGGGGUGGUGAGUCUGAACGUGAACGAGGUGCAGGCCGCCUGUCGUGUCAGAGGGAUGAGAUCUCUCGGAGUCACAGAAGAACGACUGAGAGAGCAACUCAGCCAGUGGCUGGAGCUGCAUCUGAACCAGCAGAUCCCCACGUCCCUGCUGCUGCUGUCCCGAGCCAUGUACCUCCCCGACACGCUUUCCCCCGCCGACCAGCUGAAGACGACUCUGCAGACGCUGCCCGAGAUGGUGACGAAGGAGGCACAGUUGAAGGUGGCAGAGAUGGAGCUCUCCAAAGUGGACAAUAAGACGAAGGUGGAGACGAUGCUGCUGGAGGAAGAGGCCAUACGCCAGGACAACAAGGACAGGGAGAUGGAGAGGCUGGCGGAUGCUGCCGAGAAAGCUGCCAGGGAGGGAGAGCUGGAACAUGAAGCCGAGCGGGCUAAAGCUGUCGAUGCUUCAGAGACUCUGAAGGAUACGGCCCCCAUCAUAGAAGGACUGAAGUUUGAACAGUGGCAGUCAUUCCUGCGCCUCCAGGGCGAGGAGAUCACCAAAGAAGAGAUUGACCUGUUGAGCGACGCGUGCACGAAGCUGAAGGAGCAGAAGAAGCUGCUGACGCUGGAGAAGGAGGAGCUGGAAGAACUGAAGGACGACGUCCAGGAGUACAACGAGGAUCUGGAAGAGAUAAAGAAGGAGCUUUCUAAGACCGGCCAGGAGAAGGAGGUAAAGGAGUCGAAGGCGAGCCAGCGUUUGACUAAGAGAGUGAACCGAAUGAUCGGUCGCAUCGACAAGAUAAUCCUGGAGCUGGAGAAGGACAAGGUCAUCCUGGACGGACAGAUGGACAGCGGAAACUCUCCACCUGUGGGAUUAUUCUUUACUAAACGUAGUGAUGCCACAAGUCUGUUCUACACCUUCAGGGAGAACCUCAUCAGCAUCGACGAGCUGAUCGGCGUCAUGCGGCAGAUCCAGAACAUUCCAGAGCACAAGCUGCAGAGCAUCGCCGAGGCCCUCGACGACAACAAGGACGGGAAGAUCGACAUCGACGACGUCAUCAAGGUGGUCGAGCUGAUCGACAAGGAGGACAUCGACAUCUCCACCACUCAGGUGGCGGACAUCAUGGUGAUGCUGCAGAAGGAGGAGAAGCUGAUCGAGAAGGGGAAGGCCAAAGAGAAGGCGGAGAAAGAGCAGGCAGCCACACUCAACAACUAACUCAUAUUCCAAGAAAGACACACAGCACGAAAAAAAAAAAAAAGACCACUGAGAUGUUUGUGGCUGGUACCCGGACACAGAAACCCCGGUGCACCAGAACCUUCUGGACAGGUGAAGAGAGAGUCCUGAGGUAACAGCUGCCGUCUCAAAAAAAACGCCAUUUCAUGAAAAAUUUAGCUCCUAAACUAUUAUUUUAAAAAUGAAAUCGAAAGGCGUACUGCACAAAGCUUACGUUAAAACUCUUCUGGACUAAUCAUGCAUCAUAUGUUGAUAUUUGAACUUAAAUAAUUUAACUGAAUAAUGUAUUAACACAGGGAACAGAAUGACAGGAAACCGCUGAAAAAAUUAAGUUUGAGAAAAUAUAAUCAGAAGAUUUAUGGUUUAAAGUUUGAGGUGAACCGUCUUGCCUUUUCCUCUCCAUUCAUGUCAUCAUCUCAGAGAAAUGAGCGAUCAUUUCUGGACUUUGCACAGUAAAACAAAAAGAAUCAUUGUCAUCACUUUCAUUUUUUUUUUUUUUCAGUUUUAUUUAUCCAUGCUACACUCAUUUUGUGAACGAACCUGUUAUUUUUUUUAUGAACUGUACACGGACAGGGUAGAUGUAAAUGGUGGCUGCAACCAAAUAUGUAAUAACACAGAGCAAAAUUAAGUAAUUCAACUUCACCAAAAAUCAUGUGUGGAAAGCUUUAUAAUCAUUCUAACGACAGCUUUGCGUUCAUCAUUUCCACUAAAAACCAAAGUACACGGAGAGUUUGUAGAAGUGUUGGAUGUUUGAUUUAAUAACCAAGGACCGAAGCUAGCAACAUUUUCAUCAAUAUAUCAAAUAAUAUUGUACUGUUUUUGCUUUUUAUUUUGUAUUUAAUGUAAUAACAUGUCAUCUCAAUUUAGCACAGCUCUUAUAUCUCUUCCUCUUUCGUUCUGUAGUUCUCUCUAACAAGCCAAAGUUGAUCCAUAGAACUCCUAAAAUCAGCUAAAAGACGACUGAUAACGGGAAUUUGAGAGCAGGGGCGUGUCCAGACUUUUUUGUACUCGGGGUGGCACUGACUGGUGCAGGGGGGGCCUUGAAGUUUGUGUGCACACACAUGAAUGAAGAGCGUUUAUUUGCCCCUUCUGUCUGCACCAAUCACAUCGGCUUUUAAGACCAGAUGAUGGUGACAUAAACAUCUUCUAAGCGUCGCUCUUCAAGGACUCAAAAUAAAUAUGAACGCCCAAAGUCACAAUUUAAAGUAGUGUUGUACUCGAAAUCGGUCUUGGUCUCAAGAUAUGACCUUUAUGGUCUCAGUCUUGUCUCGGUCUCGCCCUGCCUUGGUCUUGGUCUCAGAGCACUCUGGUCUCAAUUAGUGUGGUCUUGACUGAAAACUAUGAGCUUCCCGUUGCGACACAUGGGCUUCCUGUUUAAGCACAAGUCCCACCUCUCGCAAGGCACAUAGCCGAUCAUUGUACAGGAUUUUGGGGUGGCCAAUAUGGUUUGAACGGGGUCAAUGCUACCCAUCUGGACACGCCCCUUUUGAGACACAUACCAAGUCAUAAUUUAAUCUUUGAAAAAAUCUCCAAUGAUCAAUAUGCAACGUCAAUAUAUCGAAUCUUUAAGUUUGAAUGAGAAAACAUCUGCUCAUGUGGAGUGUGCACAGAUUUUGAAUUAUUCUGAAAAUGUAAAGAUAAUCAGACGGCGGCUUUCUUUAACUCGUAUAAAGAAUAUUUAAACAUUGUACUAACUUAUUUCUAGGGUCUUCUCGGCUCUGUCGCUCUGCUGCAGACAGUGCUGAGAGUAUUAUAGACUGUGAGUGUGAGUGCACUCUGCUGGACAAUCUGUGUAAUGACACCUCUUCUGGGUCACCUUAAAGCUCCUGUGUGGAGUUUUUUUUAAGUUGGUUAUGAAACAGAAUAAAAUUAAUACUGAAGCUUCUUUAUGAGCCUCAAAAGCUAACAAGACCAUCUGCUCAAGGAUUGAAUAUUCCUUUAAGUUCUUUUUAACGGCUGAACGUGCUGCUGCAUGGUCGGUGUCGAGCAAGACGAUUAACAGAACCCCGUUAAAAAGACGUGUUUGACUGUAAACAUCUGGAUAACCGAAGAGAUGAAAGGAACAGAUUUGACAGCAGGUGGCGCCAAAAUCGGCCCAAAUUAAUAAGUUCCUCACGGGAGCUUUGAGCACGAUCUUCUGUAUUACAUGAAAUGAAAAAUGUUUUCUCCCGCACCUGUUAGAAAACAGAAAUGCCGUUAACGUACAACGGCCGUACCAGUCGGGCUCUGACUAGUUGGUAUAUGAAAGCAGUGAGGAUAAUGUCAGUGUUGGGCCGAGUGUUUGUGCGGAGCAGUUGUAGUUUGACGUCUGUUUCUGUGUCUGAGGCGGCUUCUUGUGAACAUUCAGUGGUUUAGUUUGAGCUCGUUUUAAAUUCUCUGCAGUUUGAAGCAAAGUGGCCUUCUCUUGUCUUGACGCAGAUAUUUUGGGUCGUAUACUGUUUGUCUAUUUAUUUUGUUUAGAGCGUUUUGUAGAGAAAGUUAAGGCAGACAUUCUUCUCCUGGAGGAUGGACUUGAUGUCAUUUAGUUUUUUAACGACGAGACGAGCGCAGGUGAGGUUCAGGUCGUUCGACGCACACACCUAUUCCUCUGUUUUUGAUUUGUUGUAUUUGCACUGUGGCGAUGAAUGUGUGUGAAGAAAGAGGAGGAUUUAAUUUAAUAUUUGAGUCUUCUCUCCUCCUGUGGACGUUUGGUAAAUCGUGCUCACACGGCGAUCAGCUCGGGAAAUGUGGAAAAUUCUGUUUUCUGACCCAUCUCUUCCUUUUGAGAAGAGCUCGGCUGUGAACACAGAAGACAAAGCGGUGCUGAAGUGGAAGACGCCUCAUUUAUUUAAUCUGUUUAUUGAAUCCACUCUCAGACGUGUAGACGAUUAAGAGGCCGUUCAUCUCUCAUGAGACCCCGGCGUUCCCCCUGACAGGACGAGGGGUUCUCGUUUGGGUCUGGGACCAGUCAGACUGAUGGGUGCAGGGUAAACACUCGCCCGUACAUGGUGCACAGCCAGCUCCUCUGGAGGGUUGUGUUUAGGUUAGAGGCGACCCCUGCGGGACAUGGCACUCUCCCUGCAGCAUAAAUCAACUGUCAGCGUAAACACGUCAGCGAAAUAUUGUGACAACGUCUCGAUUACACUCGGCAGGAGAGAGAGGGGUGUUUGUGAAAUCACGCCUGACAGGACAAACUCAGGGGAGCGCUGUGUACAUUUUAAAGCACUGCCACCGUUUCUACGCACGGAGUGGUACAAGGUCUUUAAGACAGGGAGGUAUUUUAGUGUUUUUAAAGAAGCAACUCAGUUUGAUUGCACACUCAACCUCGGCUAAAACACAUCUCCAUGGAAACGUCUCCUUUCUUACCCAGAGAUUUGUAGCUACUGAGAGUGAAUCAGUUGUGCAGUAUUUGGCUUUUAUUAACCUUCAGAUGCUGAGUUACACGUUGGACGAUUUAAAACUAAAAAAAGGAUGACAUUUUUUGUCAGCCAAAAACGACCGACACGUGCACAGAUAAGAUCAGCAGAGAGAUGCAUCGUCCUGCUUUGUCCACAGGGGGCGCCAAAAUCGACACAACCCCCGAUAAGUUCCUCACAGGAUCUUUAAAUCAUCCCCAGUUACUUUGAGUAUUUGUGUUACUGCGUCCCUGAACUACCGUUGUGAGAGGAUGCAAAGUGUUGAAAUUCAAGAAAUCCUGGAAGAAAAAUCUCUAAAUGAAAUGAAAGCACAAUAUAAAAAUGGACGUCAAAAGAUGAUGUUUGCUGAUUCUGACAUAUUUUAAUAGUAAGGUCGUUGAGAUUUUCAUAACCCUUCAACACCACAUGUUUAAAAUCGAUAGAAUCUCUGUUGUGCUGAUGAUCGAUAAUAACGAGAAGCACCAAAGCUUAAAAAAAAAAAACAGGUCAGAUUUUCUGUCAUAAUUUUAACUAAAAGGCAGAAUGUUUCGCUGUCUCAAUGUUUCAACAUAUUUGUACAAUUUAGACGGUUUGCAGGAGUUUGAUUUGCAAUUAAUAGCAACAUUUGGGCUUUGAUUUGGGCUUCUGUUUGUUGCCGUGGUAACAAACAGGUAUUGAUGUUGUUUGAUUUUGACUAGAAAUGUCUCAAAGUUUAAAAAAAUCUGGCAUCGGGACGACCCCAAAAACAGAAGGAUCCUGCAGCUUGUCGAGGUCUGGGGGCUGCAGUGUUUGUUGUCGGGCAGAUUUCAGAGCUCUCUGCUGGGAGCGGUGUUAAGUUGUGUUCGAGCCGCUUUCUUUUAAAACCUUAAAAAACGACGAGAGGAGAGAUUCAGUCGGCAGGAGACGCCGACAUCACUGUUUUGUCGACUCCAGAAGCAAAGCAAACUGAUUUUUAGUGACUUUAUUUCGACUGUUUCAGCCGCUCGCUGUCAGAAUACUUCAUCUCGCUCUCUGGAGAAUCUGCCGCUGUGUUAUUGCACUAUUCUACAUUUUUUUUGAUACGGGAGGUGUCGCGGUGUGUCGGACUCAGGAUUGUGAAAGCGGAGUUUGCUUUGUGUAAGCUUCAGGAGCUGAAGUCGGUGCGUGUCGGUGCGAUUGAGGAGACAAACCGUCCUGAAAAAAGAUUCCUGUCGAGUUUUAACGAGAAAAGUCGAUGAUCUUUUUGUACUAGAAGAACAAAUAUUGAAAGCAAUAAGAGGUUUAUGCAACAUGUACCUUACUUUUAGUUUUAUUUGAACCCUUUCUGUGAGGCGUUGAAGCAUAUUGUAAUAUAUGUAAAUGAGAAACAUGGUGUAAUGAUGCAGAAGGAGGAAGUGAUUCUCUCCUCAAUAUCAGGCUGCUUGUUGAGAUGAUUUGCUUGGUUAUUACACUGACUUUUUGAUGACAGAUGUACCCGCUAUAUUUCCUUUUAUAAGUAUUUUGCACUAGACCUUUUUAUCACUAGAGGAAUGCUACUUUUUUGUAGAAUAUAUACGAGUAUGCAAGUUUUCUCUCGGAGGUGGGAGAGAAGGGAGAACCGGAGGCGAGGAUCAGCAGCUUAUUUUUUUAAAGUCAGGGAAACACGACGCGGGGUCCGAGUCCGUCUGUAAAGGAGCAGCUAAGACCUCUCUCAGGUCCAACAUGGAAGUCUGGAAACUAAAAAAAAAAAUCUUUAGAAAACUAAAUCUGAUUUUUAAUCCCAUUUCCUACAAAGCUGGGACGAUGUGAAAAGUCGAAAUGCAAACAGGACGUGAUGAUUUCUAAAACAUUGAAACGUCAUAUUUACUUGAAGAUAGCACAAAGACAACAUGACUUGUUUGUUGUCAUGUUUAAUUUAGAAAGUCUAAAGUGUAAUUCAGUCUAAGUCAAUUGUGAGAUGUUCCACCAGGUGAUUUUUCUUUUGUCGACCUGUCGACUCUUUUGAAAGGUGUUGCCUUGACCUCAACUUCAAAACGGUCACAUCAUUCUACAAAAAGCAGAAACUUCAACAUCUGAUUUGUUUUUGUUUUUUUUGCUGUUUCCAAGUAAAUGUGACGAUUCAAAGUUUGACAAAUGAUCAGAUUCUGCUUUAGGCCGACACAAAGUCCCAGCAUCUUUAUGAUAGUGCAGCCACCAUCUUUUAGAAGAGGAAGGUUAAUGUUCAGAAGUUGUGUUCAGGCAGAACAUGUCGAGGUGUUAGGUUGUUAACUAGCGAGCGACGCAGUGAUCGUCGAUCUGAAUUCAACUUCAUCGUAAACUCUGAAUCUGUCUCAUGUUUUCAUACAAACACAGAUUAUCAUUCAAGAUUUAUCAAAUCAGCUGAGAAUGAAAAGAUGAAACGUGCUUCUCUUUCUGCCUGAACACAUCUUAAUCGAGACGUUUUCAGGUUGUAAAUGUUCUAAAGCGGCUUCUUGGACGCCAUGAACGGCUAACGUAAUAUUAAACGCCAAACGUAGUUUUGAAAUAAGGUACUUAAAAAAAGAUUUAAGUCAAGGUGUUGAUCUGUUGUGAUUUAAAAAAACAGCAGAGAAACUUUUAAAAGGUGAGGCGACAUGUCAGAGUUUAUCUUCUUUGGUUAUAUUUUGUUUUUGAGUUUCAACGAUCGCCCACUGGACAUAAUCAUCAUGUUUUAUUUAUUUAUUUAUUUAAUCAAGUUUUCAAAAAAAGUUUUUUUUUUUUUUCAAAUGUAGAAAAAAUGACCCUGAACUGGAUUUGACCUGUUUGAAGAAAAAAAAAAAAAACCCUCCGUGUUCUUGUUUAGACUCUCAUCGAGUAUUUCCUGUAAAAAAAAAAAAAAAAAAGACAUCAUUUAGAAAAAGUGAAUCAGACGUGUUGAAUAAACUUUGGAUGAUCCUGGA
Molecule: messenger RNA, 8668 nt
Organism: Labrus mixtus (cuckoo wrasse)
Lineage: Eukaryota; Metazoa; Chordata; Actinopteri; Labriformes; Labridae
Gene: letm1
Product: leucine zipper-EF-hand containing transmembrane protein 1
Exons: 16
Coding region: 82-2400 (772 amino acids)
Biological process (GO): intracellular monoatomic cation homeostasis
Cellular component (GO): mitochondrial inner membrane
Molecular function (GO): ribosome binding; calcium ion binding
Source: RefSeq, a predicted model, not a curated record